Cylindrotheca closterium is the source of this 1188-nucleotide messenger RNA. The record is from the annotation of a GenBank genome assembly. Lineage: Eukaryota; Bacillariophyta; Bacillariophyceae; Bacillariales; Bacillariaceae.
AUGGGAAAGUAUACAUCUCUGAAGGUUGUUUCAACGGCUGCUAAGAAGGCAGGCGGAUCAAAAUCUAAGUUGGGUUCUACCUCCAAAAAGAGCGGAAAGAAACAAUUGGAAAAUGCAUUCUCUGUUGAUUUACGUCAACCUAAAGACAGAGAUCCUAAGAUCUCCAACGAUUCCGGAACUCAAGAAGUGAUUGACACAGUGCGUCCACUGAUUGACUUUGGGCUCUCCACUCAAGAUUUAGUCGCUGUCGGCUAUGACAAGAACUCUACUCAGAUCAAGUUUGGAAAUCACGUUUUUACGAAAUGGAUCGACGACCACAACGCCCGCUGGUCUCAAGCCCUUCCCAGGUUUGAUAGCCCUUUCCAGGACUUCUAUGCUAAGUUCUCGGUCGAAGUUCGAGUCAAUAUGAUUUUUGACGAAUACAAUAACGACUGGCAACGCGUUUUGGGCUUUUUGAUUUCGAUUUUUGAGGAUGACGACAAGAACACGGAAUAUAUCUGGGGAGUGAGAGCGAUCGCUCUACAGGUUGCCCAACAAAUUCCUUUCUCCUUCUUCGAUAUCGGUCUUCUGGGUGAUUUGACAAUUCAACAAGAUGAUUUGUACUUCUGUUGUGACGAUUCUAAUCCUCGCUUACGACAAGAGACACCUUUGGUACAAUUUUGGUUGAUCUGUGCUACAAUGUUCGAUCAUCCUUGGACUAUGAUGUUUGACGAAUUUCUCGAGGUGACUCCUGUAAGAUGCAUACAGGAAAUGAAGACUAAAGUCAUCGCGGGCUUUCCGAACAACGCGGUUGACAAAGUUGAAAUCCACAAGGGUGUCAGAAAGAUUUUCGAUCCGGAGUAUGAAGAUUCCGAGGAAGAAGAUGAUUCAAUCGGUGACGAAGAUAAUGGCUUGGUUAACAGGUACGCUCAACCUGACGGGUGGGAUUCAGAUGAGACCGAUGACGACAGCAAAAUUAACAAUAAGACAGACGACGAUGCUGAUGAUGAUGAUGAUGAGGAUGAGGCAUCCGAGGAAUCCGUCAUUAUAGUUGAAAGCACUCGGCCGACCGACAAUGAAUUUGGUGGUAGCCGAUCCGGCAGAGGUCACCUCGCUGAGACUCGCACCAUCACUGAUGAAACAGUCUCCGAAUUGACAGGAAACACAGGUGAUGAAUCUGACCCGGAAUUAGCGUCUCCGCCAAGAAAG